AGCAGUUGAGGCGGGUACGUUGGGCUCCCAGGUUGUCCAAGCCACAUUCUGACAGAGACACGCUCCGCCGCACCCUUUCCCUACCGCGCACAGGUAAACUGCGGCCAAACGACCAAAGUCACUCGAAAGUCAAAUUUGGAUUGUAAUUUUAGGACAAAUUUAUGGAUUAAACAAAGACUAAACACGUUUCUGGAAGCGAAAAAGAAGGGAUAGGCGCUAAGGCAAGACUAAGACCAAAGAGAAGGGACAACGUCUCAGCCCACACACGAUUGGAGGAGAUAGACAUCAAUCAAACUGGACGCCGUCCAUUCCCUCCCACCCCUCAUGGCGAGACUACCCCCAACCCACCAAUAGGGCGAGUCCCAUCCACUCAUCCAUCCGGACAAUCCAAUUGGUCACCCUCACUCCACUUAACCCCUGCCCACUCUACGAUCCACCCCACCCACCCCCUCUGAUUGGUCAAGAUGGACAAGUUGACAGAUGACAUCCCCAGGUGCUACUUCAACCAUUCAGUGCAGUUCUUCUAUGAACAAAGUGGCAAGAACAUCAGCGCCCACUGGCGUCCUCGGGACUACGUGGUGGUGAGCCUGGGCAUGGGUGUGUCUGUCAUCGUCAUUCUGGCCAACAUCCUGGUCAUGGUGGCCAUCUUCAUCAACCGACGAUUCCACUUCCCUAUCUACUAUCUGCUAGGCAACCUGGCAGCAGCAGACCUGUUCUCAGGUAUCGCCUACCUGCACCUGAUGUUCCACACUGGGCCCUGGACCAUCAAGUUGUCCCAGAACCAGUGGUUUGUACGCCAGACCCUGAUCGACUCCAGUCUGACAGCAUCGGUGUUGAACCUCCUGGCCAUCGCCUUGGAGCGCCACCAGACCAUCUUCACCAUGCAGCUCCACAGUAAGAUGACCAACCGCCGCGUGGUGCUGCUCAUCGCCGCUAUCUGGGGCCUAGCCAUCUUCAUGGGCCUGGUUCCCACCAUGGGCUGGCACUGUCUGUGUGACCUGGACAACUGCUCCACCAUGGCCCCCAUGUACCAACGCUCCUACCUGGUGUUCUGGGCUGUGCUCAACCUGUUCACCUUCUCUCUCAUGGUGGCUGCCUACACCAGGAUCUUUGUGUACGUCAGACACAAGAGCCAGAGGAUGUCUCAGCACACCAGCCAGAUACGACACAAGGAGACUGUGUUCAACCUGAUGAAGACUGUGUCUAUGAUCCUGGGUUGUUUUGUGAUCUGCUGGACCCCGGGCCUGGUGUUGUUGAUGUUGGAUGGUCUGGGCUGUGAAUCGUGCCAGGUGCUGCGUUAUGAGAAGUACUGUCUGGUCCUGGCUGAGUGUAACUCCCUGGUCAACCCCAUCAUCUACAGCUUCAGAGACACGGACAUGUUACAGACCUUCAAGAGGAUCCUCUGCUGCCUGUGUCGCCGCGGCGGCGCCGGCCACAAAGACACGCUGUCCGGCACGCGCUGCAACACCCUGGAGCAAGAGAGAGAAAGAGAUGUUCUGCAACGCCAAGACUUGAAUGAGUCUGGUUGAGUGAGGCCAGCCCCUGCAGUGAAUGUUUUGGUCUUCACCUGGGUCCAUACUGGACUCUGAUGCAACUCUUUUCCAUACAGACUUUCUGAGUACUGACAAUGUCUCUAUAACGUUGUUGGAAGGUUGUCUGUCACCCUGGACAGCCUGGUGGGAUGUAAACCAGAUGUUAGUGGUUCAAACGGGUCUGACUAUUUGUCAUGCUUCCUGUGACCUGUAGCUAUGGCAUGUGUGCACACACACACACACACACACACACACACACACACACACACACACACACACACACACACACACACACACACACACACACACACACUAUCACACGCAUACACAUUACACACACACACGUGCGCACACACACACACUAUCACACGCGUAGACACAUUACACACACACACACACACACACACACACACACACACACACACACACACACAACACACGGCUGACUCAUCACUGUGUCAUUGCUCUCUGUGUGGAGACACAGGAGUGUGUGUGUGUGUUUACAGUACCCCACACAAACACCAGUUAAACGUUUACACAUCCUGUCAGUGAUGUCACUAAUGGAGAACGAACAAACGACACAAUACAGGAGGGAGGGGAAACAUUUCAGUGUCGCACGCUAUUCUGCACUAACUCUGGUGUGACAGUGAAAUAUGUUCCCCUCGUACUUACCCCACCCAAUGACAUGGACUGUAAUUUUACACACACACACACACACACACACACACACACACACAGUAACGUGUGAUAUACAUUAGCGCCCCCCAGUGGUCAAGUGAAAGCAAGUCCUCUUCUACACUCCUGGGCCACGUCCCAAUUGUCUCUUCUUCCUCCCAAAGUGUGCACUCGUUCACUUCCCUUCACUGAUUUGAAAGGAAAUGACUGGUAUUAGAAAUAUGGUGGGAACUCCCUCUAGCCCAUGCCUCCACCAAUCCAAUGCUGUGAGAUGUGUGGAAUGUCAUGAACGAGUGCACCCUUCAGGAAAAAGGAGAGAUUAUUGGGACGGACCCCAACUCUCACCAUUACUGGCUGAAAUCAUCUCUGAAAAGGGAAAAUGUUCAUACCUGAGAAACUAUAAAAGGGAAAUGCUGGUUAUGAAUAUUCAAAAUAUUUAGAUUUUUUUAAAAUAAAUAGGCCUGUUAAUAUGCAUUAUUUUCAUAAGCACGUAUGAAAACACAUUUUAAAACAUUUUUAAAAAUGUAAUAAUACUCUUUCAUUUAAAAACUCUGUUACUGUUUUUUAGUUUUAUUUUUGUACCGAAACAUCUCUGAAAAUAAAGCCAGAAAAAUGAAAACAUUCCUAA
Molecule: messenger RNA, 2835 nt
Organism: Salmo salar (Atlantic salmon)
Lineage: Eukaryota; Metazoa; Chordata; Actinopteri; Salmoniformes; Salmonidae
Product: lysophosphatidic acid receptor 2
Biological process (GO): G protein-coupled receptor signaling pathway
Cellular component (GO): membrane
Molecular function (GO): lysophosphatidic acid receptor activity
Source: RefSeq, a predicted model, not a curated record